CAGCAGCUGGUGUCUCAGAAGAACUUACCGGCUGCAGCUGGUAUCUUUAGCCUUUGCCUCCCUAGUGGUGACAACAUAUCGCGUCACAGGGGAGACACAGAUGGGAAGCAGAUCAACUGGAUUCAAGAGAACCACCUCCGCUGGGUACCGGUUACCAGCAGCCAGACCUUUGGUGGAACUCGUCUCAUCCUCGUCUCCUUCUCUCAGCACCACCCAGCAUGGGAAAGCUCUGCCUGCCAAUCGGGUCUUAGCACAACAGGCAGCCCGGGCCAGGGAGAAGGAGCAGGCAGUACUGCGGAGGGACCCGGUUCAGCAGGACAAGAUCUGGAGGGAGUUUAUGGAUGCCGAGUGGAGGGGAAGAAAAUAUUGGUACCAGAAUUGGGGCUUCAUGAAGGACUAUGAUCCAAUGGGUAAGAAAAAGGAGCAGGAGCAACUGCCCGAGUAUAUGCCUGUGUUCUCAGACAAAAUUCCCAACACCACCAACCAGACUAUCGGCAGUAGAAUGAACAGUGAAAUUGGCAAAACUCUAGUAAACAUGGAUUACUUCCUCAGCCGCGGAAGACAAAAGAAGAAACUUGAGCAUGAGUUCCAGCCCUCCUAGUGUUCGAAAGAAAAUAUCCCUCACAAGAUAUGUGGCAGGAUUCAAGCUAACAAUCUUUUUAGAGUCUCACAGUAAUGAAGUUACAAAGCAUCAAAUCCUUUCCUGAUAUCACUGUCUUGCAUGGCAUUUUUUCAUGAGCAAAGGUGGACCUUGUGCUUAAAAAUCUUCUGGGGAGAUCCUCUUAAUAUUUGGAGUGAUCAGAUUAGAGUGGAUAUAAACGUGCUGUUUACAUCACAGGGUCCAAUCAUGCUCCCAUCAAAGAAAAUGGCAUUAACUUCAGAGGGAACAGGGUCACCAGAAAAGAAACCCUAACUUAUCUAAGAUUGGUCACAAGAUCUUGCCAGAUGCAAGAUAUUAUAAUAUUUUAAUUUCAAAGUAAUCAGUGCACUAGAUAGCAGCAGUCCCUUGUGUUCUGUUUAUCUAGCUAGGGUUUUUUAAUCACACUCCCCAUCACCUCAGUGUCUAACCUCAUCACUGAAAGUAAAAACCAAGAUGAUGAAAACCUCUGUUCUAAUUUUUCUUCCUACUUCUGUGGAAAUGGAUGCAAUUUCCCAUGUUUUUAAUUUUCCCUUUUCCUUCCUUUUACUACUACUACUUCCUUCCUCUUUCUCUUCUCCUCUCUUUGUCUGAUUUAGUUGAGUCUGGGGGAACAAUAACACAAAGAAGAGGGUUUUACACUCUGCUCUGGAGGCACUGGUAAUCAUUCUGAUCUCCGUCAGUGAUUAGUUCCAAGGUUCUGUUGCCCAGAAAACCUGGUCUCCCAUUCUUAUAAGCUUCACCCUUGAGUUUAACAGAUGCAUAGCUCCUGAAGAAUGUAGUUGCCCAGGAAGAUCAUCAUCACAGUGAGAGAGGGAGCAUUCUUUAAGAUAUCUAGAAUCAAUUCUAUGGAGGGGCUUGAAGGCAAGGAUGAAGACUUUGGUUUGACCAGGGAAUGGGAGUACGACGCAGAGCACUGAGACAAUGCGAAAAGGAUGGCUGUUUUCUCCACUAAUUUUAGCUGUUUAAGGUGGGAGUGCUCAGACUAAGGUAAAGAGGGCUUUAGCAAUCCAGCUUGAAGAUCCUGAAAGUAUGGAUCACUGUAGCAAAGUUACCACCCAAAUACAACAGGGCACAAUGCUCUAGUCAGACGUCAGUGAAAAGGCAUUUUUCUGUAGUUGCAGCUAUUUCAGACUCCAGCAGCAGGGGGCAGCCCAAACACACUCAAAAGGUGGGACCAAUUUGACAACUGAGAGCUAGCCACCCUCAAUAGAAGGUGAGUGAUGGGAUUUCAGCAAGGCACAGGGACAGUUUGGAGCUGGUGCUCUCUGUGCUGGGGAGUAAAGGAGAUGUAGAGGUAGGUGCCACCUGCUGCCAUUUAAGACCAUGGCAACACACAGUUCCCCUAAUGGUUUCACCUAUGUUUUAAAGGCUGGGGAGAGAAUUGAUCCUUUUAGGUUGCAACAGCUGAGCUCUCUGGAGAUGGAGGAACACCACAAUCUGCAAGCAGCCUGAAAGGAGGACUGGCUCCAUUUCAGUGCUUUGCUGUUGACCCUAGAGGAGAUGCAGUAGUCUUCUAUAGUAAAUGGUCUCAAAACUGUAAAGAGUUGCACAAAGCAGGCGUGACAUAGCCAUCAUCCUGACAGUCCAUGCUCUCUCCUGGGGCCGAGGACUGCUUCCCACCACAGCAUCUAAAAGAGGUAGAGAAAAGACCAGGUGUUCCCCCAUCUCUACAUUGAUCAGUGGAGCUUACUGGCUAUAAAGGGGAGUGAAUGCUACCCCACUUAAGCACACAGAGAUGUGCUCACUCUGUGUGCUAGAAAGUCCAGCACUGCAUCCAAGACUAGCCUGUGCAACUUGCAAUUUACAUUAUCUCCUGGGAAAUUAACAUUCAGUUCUGGGCUGUAAUUAGAUUCCUGAUCCUGAGAGAUACUGUGCAGCCCAAACUCCCAUUAUGGUAGGAGUUACAUGCUGAGUUGCAGGUGGUCAGUACCUCUCAGGAUCAAGCUCUUAUCCAGCAUCCUGUAAGAGCAGCUCAUUUAUAACUAGGGCCCUACCAAAUUCACAGCCACGAAAAAGGCGUCAUGGACCGUGAAAUCUGGUCUCCCCUACCAUGAAAUCUGCUCUUUCGUGUGCUUUUACUCUAUACUAUACAGAUUUCACAAAGACCAGCAUUUCUCUAGUUGGGGGUCCUGACCCAAAAGGGAGUUGCAAGGGGGGGGUCACAAGGUUAUUUUAGGGGUGUUACAGUAUUGCCACCCUUACUUCUACGCUGCCUUCAGAGCUGGGAGGCUGGAGAGUGGCUGCUGUUGGACGGACGCCCAGUUGUGAAGGCAGCACCCUGCCAGAGCAGUGCAGAAGUAAGGCUGGCAAUACCAUACCAUGCCACCCUUGCUUCUGCGCUGCUGCCUUCGGAGCUGUGAGGCUGCUGACUGAGGGCCUAGCUCUGCAGGCAGCAGUGCAGAAGGGUGGCAAUACCAUACCAUGCCAUCCUUACUUCUGCGCUGCUGCUGGCAGCAGCCCUGCCUUCAGAGAUGGGCUCCCACCCAGCAGCCGCCACUCUCCAGCUGCUCAGCUCUGAAGGCAGUGCCACUGCCAGCAGCAGCACAGAAGUAAGAGUAGCAGUACUGCAACUGCCCCCCCCCAAUAACCUUAUGACCUCCCCUCCCCUCCAUACACAACUCCUUUUCGGGUCAGGACCCCUACAAUUACAACACCAUGAAAUUUCAGAUUUAAAUAACUGAAAUCAUGAAAUUUACUAUUUUUAAAAUCCUAUGAUCAUGAAAUUGACCAAAAUGGACUGUGAAUUUGGUAGAGCCCUAUUUAUAACUAAUUCAGCAAAGAGCACUGAAAACACAUGAGGUUACAUGCCUAGCAACCGGCAGGUGGCACUCCAGACCAAACAAACAAUCUCUUGGAAAGAAAACUAAGGGAAAGCAACAUUACACAAUUAACAUUCCUAUUGGCAGCAUGCCAGAUUCCCAGCGUGGUUACCCCUGUGUAAAUCCAGAGUAACUCCACUGAAGAAUUACUCCAGAUUUACACUGGGGUAGCUGAGUACAUUCUCUCUCUUUUUUAAAUUGGAUUAAAAGCAUCAAGCAAAAUAAUGCCACAGUAAUUUCAGAGGGGUGGGGUGUGAGGAGGUUCCAGUGAAAUGUCAUACUGGUUUGUCUUUUUAAUUAAAAUGUCUUGGCUUUAACUGAUGAAAAAAAUCAUUUAUUUUGCGCAACUAUUUUGAUUUAUUGCUGGAAUGAGUUGCUGUGCAUCAUCAGUGUUAAAUCAGGCUAUUCUGUGCAGAGGUUUUGCCAUGAUGGAAAUAAGAGAAGGAACAUUUCACAUCUUUGCUACUUGGCAAUGGAAGUUCUUUGGGUCAAGUAACGGAAAUGGCUUUGUUUCAAACUGUGUAGUGUCAAUGAGGAUGUGGAAUUUGGGUAGAAGUUAGAUUUUAACUCUAAGGGCCCAAUUCUGCCUUAGGGUAUAUGUCUACACUGCAGUGGGGGGUGUGAUUGUAGCUCAGGUAGGCUUACCCACUCUGGCUUUAAUCUAGCUAGCAUGGCUAUAAAAAAAUACUCUGGUACAGGCUGUACAAACCCACCUGAAAUCAGCCUGUCAAGCUAGCUAGUUUAAAGCUAGCAGGAAUAUACCUACCUGAGCACCAAUAUUGCCUCCGCUUGCAAAGCAGAUGUCCUCCUAGAUACACAGUUGCAACUCUCAUUGAAAUUCUGUGCACAAGCACACAGAAAUUAGAUCUGUGUGUCUAAGGGAAGACUGGUGCAUAGGAGAUUUAUACUUGAGAGGGCUGAAAUUAGAGCUGGUCAAAACAAUGCUGUAAACUAGUAUUGCUGGGUUUAGAUUAGUUGAAAUUCUUUGAAUAUUUGAAAUGUUGAUAAUUUAAAGUUAAAUAAUUGAUAAUUUAAAUAAAAUAUCCACAUUUUUUCUGCAUGGAUUUUAUCCCUAUUUCUACAUAUUAAUCAUCUCCAUAUUUUUUUUAAAUUAUAUUUUAAGCCUAUCUAGUUGUAAAUGUAACAAAAGUUUUUCUAAGAGCUUAAUUAUGUUACACUUAUUCAUCUAGUCCCCUUGUGGUCAAUAACUACAUCCUUAUUCAGAGAAGUUUGUGCCAAUGUCCCCUCAGCAGCUGAGGCUAGCAAGAAAUAAAAAUACUAUGAAAUUUCACACUUAUGACUUCAUGUCAUAGGUAUGCUCACAAAUCACUGAAAUCCUCUUUCAGCAUAUUUUAAAAUGGUUUUGCUUACAAAUAGUGAUCCUAAUUCUGCAGUCUUUACACAGGCAAAGCUCCCAUUGAAGUGUCAGAUGGGGUCUUCUACUAAGUACUUGUACUGAUCGAAGCAUGUUUAUGCAGUACAAAGCAAGGUCCUAAUCCAGCAAACAUUUAUGUACAGAAAUUCUACUGUGCAUAGGCCUAUUGAUUUCAAUGUGGCUACUAACUUUAUGCGCAUGAAG
This is a messenger RNA of Gopherus flavomarginatus (Mexican gopher tortoise), 5038 nucleotides long. It is a transcript of the gene CIMIP5, whose product is annotated as chromosome 4 C2orf50 homolog. The coding region runs from base 101 to 601 and encodes 166 amino acids. The record is from RefSeq and is a predicted model, not a curated record. The transcript has 4 exons. NCBI's taxonomy places the organism in Eukaryota, Metazoa, Chordata, Testudines, Testudinidae.